Anopheles moucheti is the source of this 1254-nucleotide messenger RNA. RefSeq names its product WD repeat and FYVE domain-containing protein 3-like. The coding region runs from base 225 to 746 and encodes 173 amino acids. The transcript is spliced from 3 exons. NCBI's taxonomy places the organism in Eukaryota, Metazoa, Arthropoda, Insecta, Diptera, Culicidae. The record is from RefSeq and is a predicted model, not a curated record.
AGCUACGGUAAAGUGAUUGUAAACAAUUCAGUGCAUCGUAAAUAUGCUUAUGAAAAGCUAGGAUAAACGAUACUUGGAAAAAUCGAUUACAAGUAUUAGACAACAGUUUAAGGCUCAGUGUAAAAGUUAUCGUUGUAUCUUUAAUCUUUGUAUCGAUCGCAAGCAAUGAAUGAAACUUAAUAUGCAAUUUGAUUCGUUGGUUUUGAAACCUUAAUUGAUCAUUGAUGGAUGCGAGAGGAACAAAACCAUCUACUAAUAUGAGCCAAGAGGAGAUCAAAUCUUUGCCAGGAGUGAAGCAAUCCGAAGCUGGCGGUAACAAUGAAGUGGAAUUAGCAAUGUUGCAUCUCCGGAAACUAUUUGAUGAAUUUAUCAAUCUUAAAUCAUCUAUGACGGACUCCGAGCGCGAUGAGAAGCUCUAUCAGAUGCUGCCAUUAUAUUGCAAUGUGGUAAACAAUGCAAACCAGAUGGAAGACACAACACACAGUCUGUAUGGAUCAGCUCAUUCGUUAUCAUGGGAAGGUCAGGCUGCGUUUUGUCAUCACACAAGUCAGUUAUUGGCAAGAGAAAUUAAGCGCAGAGCAUUAAAUCGAAGCACAGAAACCGCAUCAAAAACUAUAGCAUCGUUUUUAGAGCUUUAUAAUGUAUACGGCAGAGAAGAAGCGGGUAAUGGAGCAGUGUUAUUGACAGCAGUCAAUUUUAUGGUUACCACAAUGAACGAUAGUUCCUUACAAGAGGUAUGUACCUAACCGCAUUUUUAUGUAAAUGUUUGUAUUUAAUGCAAUAACUACUACGUUCAAGAAUCAUUGUUCUGUAUUUUCUCGAACAAUGGUACAAAUCCACUAAAAGAAUUUGGCUUGCUUGUAAAUAUUCGCUUUAUUCUACUUCUCCUUUUUGCUGUUUGAUAAUACUGCAGUUGAUGAUGCUGGAUCAUUAUGGUGCGAUGAGUUCAGAUGUUUGAAGCUCACGUUGGCGAAGCCCAUGUAUGGCGUGUGGUCGAAUGGGUUGUUGUGAUCUGCUUGCUAUUUCUUUUCUCUAGAACUUCUGUUUCUUAACCUUUUGCCACCUUGUGUAUGUAUUGCUGGUAUUGUCCAUACAAAACUUCGACUAGACUCAACUCGCCCAAAGGCCGUAAAUCUGAGAGCUUGGAACUAAACGUGACCGUUUUUGGACGUCGUGUUUUGGUCUUGAUUAUGUGCCAAAGGAAGCAGGUUGGACCCCAACUCGGUCGCGUUUUGAGAUGUGUGGCUUUGCUAA